Molecule: messenger RNA, 1044 nt
Organism: Rattus norvegicus (Norway rat)
Lineage: Eukaryota; Metazoa; Chordata; Mammalia; Rodentia; Muridae
Gene: Tmem54
Product: transmembrane protein 54
Cellular component (GO): membrane
Source: RefSeq, marked provisional
CGGAGGGGUGCAGGGAAGGGAGCCUCCAGGAGCCUGCUUGGGCGGGAAGAGGCGCGCAGACCGCGGAGGAGAAGGAUGGGAGAGAGACCCCGCUGAGGCCAGCGGGGUACACUGGCUGGGAUCAACAUGUGUCUGCGCAUAGGUGGCCUGAAUGUGGAUGAGUUCCGGAAGUUGCUGAUGAAGACGGGCCUGGUGCUGGUAGUGCUGGGUCACGUGAGCUUCAUUGCGGCAGCCGUGCUCCAUGGCACCAUGCUGCGCUUUGUAGCCACCACCAGGGACGCCGUGGUUCUACAAUACUGUGUGGUAGACAUCCUCUCCGUCACCUCUGCCAUUGUGGUCAUCCUUGCGGGAAUUUCGGCUGUCAUCUUGUCACGCUAUCUCCCCAGCACCCCCUUGCGCUGGACCGUGUUUAGCCUGAGUGUGGCCUGUGCUCUGCUCUCUCUGACCUGUGCCCUUGGACUCCUGGCCUCCAUUGCUGUGACCUUCGCCACCAAGGGCAGGGCACUCCUGGCCCCCUGUACUUUUGAGAACACUGAACUCCCAACACUGGCACCGGACUGUCCUUUUGACCCUACUCGAAUUUACAGCUCUAGCCUGUGCCUCUGGGCCAUCUCUCUCAUAUUCUGUCUGGCGGAGAGCAUGUCUGCCGUGCGCUGCGCCCAGCUCGUGCAUCGGCUGCUGGAACUGAGGCCCUGGUGGGGGAAAAGCUGCCACCAUACGAUACAAGCAAGCCCAGAGCCCCUGGAUGGCCAUGACCUACUGAGUUGCACCAGCUGACCCCUGACACCUCAGCAGCUCCAUGGCUACUGAGGCAUGUGACCACACCUGCACUGACCAGUGCCCAGACAGCGAUGGAAGCUUAUGGAAGCUCACCAGAUCCAGGAUUCCUACAGCAAGCCCCAGAAAGAUCAAAGGGCUCCUGGGGACGUGGGAGAGGGCUUGGAACGCCCUCCCCUGGCCACCAAGACCAAUGCACUGAAACAAGACUUUAUUUUGAAGUUAUUAAAAAGAACAAAGACGCUCCGUGUGGCGCAUGCAGAGGGA